Molecule: messenger RNA, 1446 nt
Organism: Coregonus clupeaformis (lake whitefish)
Lineage: Eukaryota; Metazoa; Chordata; Actinopteri; Salmoniformes; Salmonidae
Gene: syt15
Product: synaptotagmin XV
Exons: 7
Coding region: 213-1400 (395 amino acids)
Biological process (GO): regulation of calcium ion-dependent exocytosis; regulation of dopamine secretion; cellular response to calcium ion
Molecular function (GO): calcium-dependent phospholipid binding; phosphatidylserine binding; calcium ion binding
Source: RefSeq, a predicted model, not a curated record
AGCUGUAUCUUACAUUCAAUACCGUCUGGUUUACAGACUGGAGCUGUGUAUGGGAAUACACUGGAGUACUACCUUGAUUUAUAUUCAACUUAUUCCUACCUGAACCUAUAUCGUCUGUAGCAGUGAAAAACAGCAGAGGAGAAAGAGAGCAAUAAUGUGGAGUGUAAUGACAGUGUAAUGACUGAAGGGUCAAGAAAUACAGGGAGAGAGACAUGGCUGAUCCAGCAAUGUUAUUGGCUGUUGGUCUGUCUUUGGGACUCUUCCUCUUGCUUCUGAUUGGUGUAUCUGUCUACUUCCUGUGGAGGAGGCGCGGCCAAAGACGAUACCGGGAAAUGGUCACCACGUCAGCCCCCUUCCCAGCGUGCACCACUCCAAUUCUCCUGACCAAUCAGAGAUCCAGGUACAGGCCAGAUGAGAUCCCAUUCUUCCUGCCACCCCGAUUUAAACCAACUCUCAGGAGCGAGGAGGGGGAGAAAGAGGGGCAGAAGGACUUCAGCAGCACACAUCGUGGAUCUCUCACAGUAGGGAGCUGGUAUCCAGUAGGUAGUGUAAGGGCAGGUCUGUACUGGGUCCCUGAUGUCAGUGAGGUGUCACCCCCUCCUGGUCGCACCGUGCAACUGUGCUUCUCAGUGACCUAUCACCACGACAACGAACAGCUUUAUGUCUCCCUGCUCCGCCUGAGCAACUUGCCAACAUGUUUCUAUAGUAACGACACACUGGCAGAACUGCGACUUCUCCCUGACGACCGUCGCCGACAUAAGGCCAGGGCCCGAUGCAGGGGUCGCGACCCCGAGUUCAACGACAGCUUUGUGUUCCAGGUGUCGGGUGUGUGUGUAUCUGAGAGUGUGCUCAGUGUGUAUGUGUUGAGUGUGGAUCGGGGGGGCAGGCACCAUGCGGUGGGCAGGGUUCUGUUCCCUGUUGAGGGGGAGCUGGGGGAGGGGGGCAGGCUGCUCUGGAGAGACCUAGAGACUAAGGACGAAACGCAGUGUUCAGGUCUGGGUGAUAUUCAGGUGUCUCUGAACUACAGUCCGUCUCUACAGCGCCUCAAUGUGGUCGUACUGAGAGCACGCAGCCUGCAGAUACACACUGACACAGGCGUGUGUUUCCAGGUGAGCCUACAGAUCCACACUCAGGUAGUGAAAUCCAGAUGGACGCCAGUGGUUAGUGGUGGAGCUGACCCUGGCUUCAACCACAAGAUGACCUUUAAGCUCCGCCCCUCUCAGCUCGACCAGGCCUGUCUGAGCUUGGAGCUGAUUGGAUCAGGCCUUACCCCAGUAGGUGUGGUGGUGCUGGGGCCGUUCAUGUAUGCCAGGGGGCCUCAGCUUCAGCACUGGACUGACAUGGUCAACACACCCAACGAACUGGUCAAACAGUGGCAUGGACUGGGCAAGCCCACAUAACACACACACACACACAGCAAGAUACAAAUUCAUUUAAUUGUCAACA